Cottoperca gobio is the source of this 2658-nucleotide messenger RNA. RefSeq names its product SH2 domain-containing protein 1B. Gene Ontology annotation, cellular component: cytosol. Gene Ontology annotation, biological process: negative regulation of neutrophil differentiation; regulation of immune response; positive regulation of B cell differentiation. The transcript is spliced from 4 exons. Bases 51 to 509 code for a protein of 152 amino acids. The record is from RefSeq and is a predicted model, not a curated record. NCBI's taxonomy places the organism in Eukaryota, Metazoa, Chordata, Actinopteri, Perciformes, Bovichtidae.
UUCAUGAAGCUGUUCUGAGACGUGUUGUCUUCCAGUUGCAGUCCCUCCUCAUGAUGGCAGCAUCUCUGCCAAUGAGUUAUCACGGUGCCAUCACCAGGACGGACUGUGAGGAUCUGCUGGGGAAGAAGAACAAGGACGGAGCUUACCUGAUCCGAGACAGCGAGACCAUCCAGGGAGCCAUGUGUCUGUGUGUUUAUAAACAGAGGGUGGUGUACACCUACAGAGUGCUGCAGUCACACACUGGACACUAUAUGCUUUUGACAUCAGGAGCUGUGCAAGAGACAUUCUUUAAGUCUUUGGACGAUCUGAUCCGGCACUAUAAAAAGAAAAAUCAGGGCCUGACCAUGCACCUGCGCCACUCUGUCAAAAGGAAGACGGCCAUGUUGAUCCAGGUGCAGAAACCUCGUGAAGCCUCUGGGUCCCAGAGGAUGCCUGAACCUGAAGAAGACCCCGAAUAUGAAAAUGCUCCUUCAUCUGAAUACGUCGAAGUCCUCCCUGAACAACGAUGACUUUGACAUUUAGUGUCAGGGAGGGAAAGACCUUGUGUCUGAACAGUGUGCUCUUCAGGAUGAGGAACACCUCCUGAAGAACAACGCUCUUCAUCGUAUUUGGAUCCUUCAUUCUGAAAUAUCUCAACUGGAGGGAUUAUCAAGAGAUUUGUUCCAGACGUUCAUGAUCCCAGAGGAUGCAUCUUGUUCCAUUAUCUGGGCUAAGACUUGUGUUGAGUGCUAGCAUGCUAACACGCUAAGCUAAGCAGACCUUAGCAUUAGCAUGUUGUCAACGUUCAUCGUUAGCAUCAGUGAUGGAAGAAGUACUCAGAUCUUCUACUUUAGCAAAUAUAGAAAUUCUAAAAGUAAAUAAAAAAUCAUACUCAGGUAAAAGUACAGACACAUUAUCAUCAGGACCAAAAGUAAAAGUACUCAUUAUGCAGAAUCAUAUAUUACUAAAUGAUAAUUAUUUAUGUAUUAAUGAGUUCAUCACCUUAAUGCUGCAGCUGGUAAAGGUGGAGCUCAUUUUAAUGACUUAAUAUACUGCUUAAUCUAUCAUAAUACAUCAUAAUUAACAAGUUGAUUUAUGUUUUACAAUAAUAAUCUGAAUAUUUUAAGUAAAAUAAAUCAUCAGAUUAAGUAAAAUAGUGGAUUAGAAUUAUAAAGUAGAUUAAAGUACCUUAAAAAUGAUACUUGAGUAACUUUCUACUCUUGGCUGGUUUAUGUUCUUGCAUUUCUGCUGCUGCGUCGUGGAAGUACAUGUGCAGCAUGUGGGAGUUAUUUCUGUUCAGCUAUGACGUUAUUAAUAAUAAUAAUAAUAAUAAGAUUUAUUUGUAUAGCACAAGAAGUGCAGCCCAAAGUGCUUCACAGUGAAAACAUAACAAUUAGACAGGAUAAGAGCAUUUACAGAACAAUAAUCACAGUGUUGAUGUACACGAGUCUGAAGCUCCGUUAUAAAGUGUGAAAAGAAUCUGAAACUGCAUUUAUCAUCAUUUAUUUAUGACACUUCAUAAAGGCUGGCUGCAUAUUGACUUCCAGUCAUCUGACAGUUUCAGUAUUACUUUACCCACAUGUAGUUUACCAGUAUCAACACCAAUGCACAGCAAAACCUCAGACUUUGUAAAUUGAGAAACCGCUUUGACCAAAAACAUGAUUAUUUGUGGGUCUUCAAAGUCAUGAUUAAUGUAAAAAACAUCAAACUCACAGCAUCGUCACAUUGUUUCAGCUCUCAAAUGUUUGCUUUCUGUCAGGUUUUACUUUAUUCUUUAUUGUUAUAUGACCAGAAUCAGAAGCCGUGCAGUUUUCUUCGUAUUUCUUUCUGCUUGUCAUCCAAUGAAAUGACAAAACCACCAAAAUCACCAAGCGUGAGAGCCUCUCUUAAUAUGUUCUGACUUCCUGUUUGUGGCUCUCAGCUCUAAGCCCAUUGGUUUCUACUGAAGACGUAAAUCUUGUGUAGGAAGAUAUCAGACGGAGUGGCUCAUUAGUUUUUAAUAGUUUUGAACAACAAUGGAGACUUUGAUACACAUAAUACUUGUUAGUAGAUACAUACGCUGUCAGAAAUGGUGGUUUGUUACUAUUUUCUACAUUGAGCUACAAAAUACAUUUAUCCUUAAAUGUUGAAUCUGCAGUGAGUUUAUAAAGAGACAGCAAAAGAGUUUAAUGUUGUGCAUUUAGUAGCAGUUCCUUCAAAGACCCUGAAAACCACUUUUCUUAAUCAGCACCUGAACGCAUCAUUUUCUGCCACAGUUGAAACCGUUUUGUUCACAGGAGAUAUCUAACCAUGCUCUUAAUGAAUAAUACAUUAAAAGCUUUAACUUUCUUAUGUUAUAAAGAAUUAAUAAGUUGAGACGAAGGGGCUUUGAACUUUCUGCUGGUAAAGAGUCUUUGCAUGCAUUUGUUUUUUGUGGAAUAUAUAUUAAUACUUGUAAAGCUAAGCGGUGCAUGAGAAUUGUAUGUGCUCAUCGUCUGGGCUUUUAUUUCAGUUAUUUGAUGCAGUAAGAAACAUUUCUAUCCCUACAGACUUCUAGAAUGGGGUGUCAGUGUAUUUGCUUCUUCCUCACUUCCUGUAAAUAUCCACAUGCUUUGUAAAUACGAAUCUGUAAAAUCUUCUUGACUUGUUAUUAUUUUAUGUGUUAUUAAAUUGUCUCUUGCAGACACGAGUAACCUGAAA